Messenger RNA from Paramecium tetraurelia, 1008 nucleotides. RefSeq lists its product as uncharacterized. The transcript has 3 exons. The record is from RefSeq and is a predicted model, not a curated record. Lineage: Eukaryota; Ciliophora; Oligohymenophorea; Peniculida; Parameciidae.
AUGAAUAUUGAUCUAAUUAAAGUUAUUGAGAAAAAUUAACAAAAACUGGAAUAACAUAACCAAAAGCUGUCUGCCUAAGCAAAAGAUGCUUGUGCAUUAACUAUAAUUUACGGGCAUGGUCAUUUUAAGAACAGUAGUAUGGAAAGAAGUUAUGUAAGUACAAAAAAAUCAACAAAAUAAAAUUCUGUAGUUCCCAAUAAAUCUGAACUCUCUCGUCUUAUCGAUUCGUCCUCUCCAAUCUCUAUAAAAUAGUCACAUUUAGAUCAUGUUGCCUCACUCAGUCCAAAUAGGGAUGAUUUGACUAGAAUUAGAAUGGAGAAUGCUGCUUUAAAGGAGUAAAUGAAUUCUAAAGAGAAGUAUAUUGAUUAAUUGGACAAAACAAUAAUUGCGUUAAAAAAAGAGAAGAAUCUCAUGAUCUAAUAAUAUUAAAAUAUCAUCAAUCGUAUAACUAAAGAUGUAGAAAUUGGUAAGAAAAAUGCAGGCAAUGUUGAGUAAGCACUUUCGGAAUAAAUCAAAUUUUUAGAAUCAAACUUAGAAAAAAAUUAGAAUAACGAUUUUAGAAUAAAGGAAAUGGAAUCCACUAUGUAGGUCCUUAUUUUAGAAAAUGAAUAAUUAAAACAACAGAAAAAAGAUGAUUCUAAAUGGUUAAGAGAAUUGUAGGAAUAAUUUGAAAUAUUUUAUUCAAAAAGCCAAGAAACUAAAUAUAAAAUAGAGGACACAAAAUAUUUCAUUUAAAAACUCUCUGAAGUCAACUAACAUUUAAUUAACAAGUAAGCACUUCCAUUAGAAUUCUUUGUUUAGAUUAAUCAAUUACAAAAAUAAUAAAAAGUUGAUCCUAUACCACUCCCAAAAGGAAGUUCUUUGAAACUGAUCUUUGCUUAGGUCUUCUCAUUACAAAUAGAAACAUUAGUAAACUUAAAUUAAAUAUUAAAAGAGACUAAAAUGUAAGUUGAAAAAUUCUCUAAUUAAUACAUUUCUUAAGUUGGCUUGCAGUUGGUUUCUUUAUGA